This is a messenger RNA of Melanotaenia boesemani (Boeseman's rainbowfish), 2142 nucleotides long. It is a transcript of the gene rela, whose product is annotated as v-rel avian reticuloendotheliosis viral oncogene homolog A. The record is from RefSeq and is a predicted model, not a curated record. NCBI's taxonomy places the organism in Eukaryota, Metazoa, Chordata, Actinopteri, Atheriniformes, Melanotaeniidae. Gene Ontology annotation, biological process: response to cytokine; non-canonical NF-kappaB signal transduction; innate immune response. Gene Ontology annotation, molecular function: DNA-binding transcription factor activity, RNA polymerase II-specific; RNA polymerase II cis-regulatory region sequence-specific DNA binding. Gene Ontology annotation, cellular component: cytoplasm.
AUGUGUGAGUGGAACUUUACCAUGUGAACAGACUGCCGUACACAGCUGUAGGUGGAGCGAAGGAGGCGACAGAACGGCUCUGUCAAGAAGUUUUCGGAGUCCACAUUGUCGUUACUGCAGCGUCUUUGAUUCUAAUAAAAACACGCAAACUACCGAGGAAAGACUGUGUACUCAGAGACGCUUGACCCGGACUCGGACACAGCCAUGGAUGUGGUGUAUGGAUGGGGUCUACCCCCAGUCAACCCAGUCCAAACAGCGAACCCCUACAUAGAGAUCAUCGAGCAGCCCAAGCAGAGGGGCAUGAGGUUUAGGUACAAGUGUGAGGGCCGUUCGGCAGGCAGCAUCCCUGGAGAGAAGAGCAACGACACCACUAAAACCUAUCCAGCCAUCAAGGUGCACAACUACAGCGGCCCCCUGCGGGUUCGCAUCUCGCUGGUGACAAAGAUCUCGCCGUACAAGCCUCAUCCCCACGAACUGGUUGGGAAAGACUGCAAACAUGGCUACUACGAAGCCGACCUGCAGGAGAGACGGAUACACAGUUUUCAGAACCUGGGCAUACAGUGUGUGAAGAAGAAGGAUGUGAACGAGGCCAUCACUUGUCGGCUGCAGACCAAUAACAACCCCUUUAACAUUCCUGAGCCCAAAGUGUGGGAGGAGGAGUUUGACCUGAAUUCAGUGCGGCUUUGCUUUCAGGCCUCUAUCACCCUGCCCGCGGGGGACCUAUUUCCUCUUGAGCCGGUGGUGUCUCAGCCCAUCUAUGACAACAGAGCUCCAAACACAGCCGAGUUAAAGAUCUGCAGAAUCAACCGUAACACUGGAUGCUGCAAAGGAGGGGACGAAAUCUUUUUGCUGUGUGACAAAGUGCAAAAAGAGGACAUUGAGGUGCGCUUCUUCCAGGACUCCUGGGAGGGGAAGGGCACUUUUUCCCAGGCUGAUGUCCACAGGCAGGUGGCGAUUGUUUUCCGGACUCCACCGUACCGUGACACUAACCUCAGCGAACCCGUUAGGGUCAAGAUGCAGCUUCGCCGGCCCUCUGAUCGCGAGGUCAGCGAGCCGGUGGACUUCCAGUACCUACCGUCUGAGCAAGAUGAAUAUCGGCUGAGUGAGAAGAGAAAGCGCACGGGAGACAUGUUCCAGAGCUUGAAGCUGGGGCCCAUGCUGUCCAGUGUGUCCAUUCCUCAAGACAGACGGCACAUAAACCCGGCUAGGAGACUGCCAACAGUGAAGCCUCCAUUAGUUGGCUUGCAGACAGGAACCCAGGCGCCCCCUGCUGCCAGCGGGUCGAAACCCCAGAACCCCUUCUCGUUAAACCAGCCGGGCCAUCUAUUCUCAGUCCAGCCAAAGAUAGAGACGGCCUCCUCCAUCUCUACAGCGACUUCAAGCCAAGCAUGGAAAAUCAUGGAGAGCCUGAAGCUGGGUCCUCAGCCCAAAGCCAACCCGGUGGCCAACUUUACAAUGAGUCAAGCAACGCCUCCAUCCUCCUCCUCCACCACCACCACCUCCACCACCCACCAGGAAUACUCAACCGUCAACCAAGCAGACCUUCAAGAAUUCUUCCCCAACAUUUCCAUGACUCCAGCCUCGGAGCCAGUGGCUGCUUCGGGAAGUGCAGCCUCAUCACAGAUCAGCAGCUCCUUCCCCCUGCAGGGCUCUCAGUUCCGGAUGGAUCCCCAACUCGGGGACGAGGACCUCCCAUCUUUCCCCAGCCUCCCAGAAAUGCCCUGUCAAGGCACUCUGGACAGCUUAAACAUGGAAGACUUUGAGGACCUUCUGAACCCUGUCCACGUGAGCGCUUCCAGUACUGCAUCCCAGAGCACCUCUGACCGUGCCAGUAACCCAGGAAGCACCUGGAUGAAUUACCCCAACAGCAUCGUCAACCUGCUCCAGAAUGAAAACAUGAUUGAACUUCCCAACUUCAGCAACCAGCCCCCCUAUUUGGAUGACAUCGACGAACUGAUGCAGGAAGAGGAACGCCUUAUUUCUAUCGUUACAGUGGAAGCCAAGCCGGGUUUGUGUCUGGACACCCAACCUAAAACUUGUCCACAUCAUUCAGUUUUUUUUUUGUUUUUUUUUUAACAAAGACCCCUUGUAUCUUUGCCCCUUUAGCUUUCAGAAUGGAAAUGCCUUUUUAAAUAGACAAAA